AUGGCUUCAAGUUCUCGAAACGACAAUGAAAUUGAGGAAAUCGCUAACAACCCUGACGAAUUGGAGAAAGAUCCAACAAGGCAAUUCAUAAGGUUCAAUAAAAUGGUCGGAAUCGGAACCUUGAAGAAAGUAUACGAAGGGUUAGACACUUACAAUGGUCAUAAAAUCGCUUGGAGUAAAAUGGAGGUCGGACAAAUUGGUAAACAUGGGGUAAACAAGUGUUGUGAAGAAGCCGAAAUGAUGAAGUCGUUAAACCAUCCGAAUAUAGUCAAAUGUUACACUUACUGGUAUGAUGGUAUAAAUACCAUUAAUAUUAUUACUGAUCUUUGUUCUUCUGGUAAUCUGAGGGAGUAUAUUCAUAAACAUGAUCUUUUUCGUUGUCCUGCUGCAAUUAAGUCUUGGUGUCGACAGAUUCUAAGCGCGUUACAUUACAUACACAGUCAGAACAUUAUACACCUUGAUGUUAACGUUGAUAAUAUCGUUGUUAAUGGGAAUUCAGGCACGGUUAAGCUAGCAGAUUUUGGUUUCGCGGUGUAUAAAGAACCGAGUAAUGUUUACAGCACUUAUGGUGGUAGACCAGGGUGCAGGGCACCAGAGGUUUUGAGCUAUGAGUAUAAUCAUUUGGCUGACAUAUACUCUUUUGGAAUGACUGUACUACAGAUGAUGACUUACGAGAAGAUAUACAGCGAAUGCGAGACUUUGGCUAAGAUUGUUGAAGCAGUUCAGUCCGGUACUUGGCCUGAUGCAAUGAAACUAGUGUAUGACCUUCAACUGAGGCAAUUCAUUGAAAGGUGCAUUAAGCCUGCGUCUGAGAGACCCGAGGCAAGUGAACUCUUGAGGCACCCGUCUCUUGCAACUACUGAUGAGGGCGGUGAGCGAAGCCAAGACAACAUGCCAAAUCCAAAAGCUGUCAUUAACUCGCAAGAGCAGACCAUAGGCUCGAUUCUAUUCUAUUCAAUUCUUUAG
Chenopodium quinoa (quinoa) is the source of this 966-nucleotide messenger RNA. Its product is annotated as probable serine/threonine-protein kinase WNK6. The transcript has a single exon. Bases 1 to 966 code for a protein of 321 amino acids. Gene Ontology annotation, biological process: intracellular signal transduction; protein phosphorylation. Gene Ontology annotation, cellular component: cytoplasm. Gene Ontology annotation, molecular function: protein serine/threonine kinase activity; ATP binding. The record is from RefSeq and is a predicted model, not a curated record. NCBI's taxonomy places the organism in Eukaryota, Viridiplantae, Streptophyta, Magnoliopsida, Caryophyllales, Amaranthaceae.